GGUUGUUGCGUGCUGCACGCUGCAUGACAGCUCGAUAUUCCCCUCACUCUCACCGGCUCGCUGGGUGAGGGGCAACAUGGAACAACAGCCUGCAGCUGCACAUCUAAGGCUUCCAUUUAUCGCCUUCUCAAAUGGGGCAUAUGUUUCUAUCACCAUCAGACUGUCUUCCGACCUUGGCACGUCUCUAGGCAUCCAUUCACACUCAACGCUUGGUAGCAGGCCCGUCAUGGGCUCACAUCUAGUACUAGGACAGAUUGAUAACAGCCGAUUGAUAUCUCAUCCGACUAGGGGAAAUGUCCGGAGAAAAAAAAUCUAAAAAGUCCAAAGAAAGUUCCGCACGUUUCACGUUACACCCGCUACCGAGAGGGUUACAAGGCUACCGUCCUUCCCCAUCCAUCGCCAGGGUGUGUCCCCGACCACUUUUCUGCUCCAACCUGUUGCAGAGCUCAGGUUUACGAGGGGUCGAAUGACGAUGGUUUCCCCCAUGGCCCAACUAGCAUUCCCUCCUGCCUAAGGGCCCGAGAGGGAGCACCCAUCCCGCUCGCAUUUACCGACUCCGCACGCGCCAUGCAUAUGACCAACCAGUUGAUGCUCUCAAAUCUACAGCAUGCUUUCAAAGAUCCCUCUCAAGCACUUUUCCUCCCCCCGUCAUUGGCCCUUCUCAAAUAUCCUCCGAGCCUCACCGUCUUCUCUUAGCACCUUGCCAAGUCAGCCAUUGCCGGGAGCUUUCCUCCGAAUCAAACACCAAGAACACCCGCCCUCCCACCUCCAUCCCGCCCAUCAUGACGACCCCGAACAUACCCACCGGUCCAGAUCUCCACCCCGACCCCGGACCCGACCCCGAAUCCGCCUUCCUCCUCUCAGCCUACACCCGCCUCCGCGCCACCGUAACAACCCUCACCACCACCCACCCCGUCCUCCCCACCCCCCAAACCCUAACCCAAACCCUCUCCUCCCUCCCCUCCGCCCCCUUUGACCUCCCCCCAUCGACUCCCUCCUCAACCCUCACCCACCUGUUGGAGUCCAUCCUUCCCUCCUUAAACCAGCAAUCAACCUCCCCCUACUACUACGGCUUCGUAACCGGCUCCUGCCUCCCCAUAGCCCAAGCAGCAGACAACCUCGUCACCGCUCUCGACCAGAACGUCCAGGUCCAUUUCCCCCAGUCAUCAUCAUCAUCAGGAUGGGUCCACUCCUCCGCCACCUUUGUCGAGUCAACAACCCUAUCCAUGCUCCUCUCCCUCCUUGACCUGCCACCCUCCCGCUUCCCAGCCAAGACUUUCACCACAGGCGCCACGGGCGCCAACAUCCUCGGUUUGGCCUGCGGGAGGGAAUAUCUCAUCUCCUCCCGCCUCUCUUCCCCUGAAAAAUCCGUGGCCAAGGUAGGCUUGGUCAAAGCUUGUAUUGCCGCUGGGGUGGCAGAUAUCAAGAUUCUGACGUCGAAACCCCAUUCUUCGCUGCUCAAGGCGGCCAAGAUAUUGGGGUUGGGGGAGGAGUGCGUGCUCGAUGUAGGACAAGAUGCCAAACCGUGGAGAAUUGACCUCGACAAGUUGGAACCAGCCCUGAAAGAGGCUGAAAAAAACAGCACAGCAUGCAUCAUAGCCAUCUCCUCGGGCGAGGUCAACACCGGCCGGUUCGCCACAGCCAUCUUCGACAUGCCCAAGAUCCGCAGCCUGGCUGACCGUUACAAGGCCUGGAUCCACGUCGACGGCGCCUUUGGCAUCUUUGCCCGGGCUCUGCCCAAAACAGACCAGUUUCUUAGUCUGCGUGCCUGUGUCGCGGGCAUGGAAUUGGCGGAUAGUAUCUGCGUGGAUGGGCAUAAACUUCUCAAUGUGCCCUACGACAACGGCAUUUUCUUCUCCCGCCACCCAUCCACCCUCACUCAAGUGUUUAGCAACCCGGGCGCCGCCUACCUGGCUCCCCCGCCAUCCUCCUCUGCUGCCGGUUCCCAAGAAGAUGGGAUCUUCGGCCCUUUGAACAUCGGCCUUGAGAACUCCCGUCGCUUCCGCGCCCUGCCAGUUUAUGCCGUCCUGAAAAGCGAGGGCCGAGAGGGCAUGGAGGCCAUGUUCAGCCGGAUGGUGUUCCUUGCCAGGAAACUCGCCUCUUUUAUCCACAACUCUGAACAUUACGAGAUGCUUCCUGAGACUGAGAAUCAUGUCGAGGAAGACAUCUUCAUGAUUGUGUUAUUCCGGGCGAGAAACGAGGCGCUGAAUAAUGUUCUCGUUGAUCGGAUCAACCAGACGGGCAAGAUGUUUGUGAGCGGGACGCAAUGGCAAGGCAGGAAGGCGGUGAGAAUCGCUGUGUCGACCUGGAGGGUCGAGGUUGAGAGGGACGCAAAGUAUGUAGAGGGCGUCUUGAGAGAAGUCGCCGAGAGUUUUGUCGAGGCGUAAAUGCA
Molecule: messenger RNA, 2392 nt
Organism: Podospora bellae-mahoneyi
Lineage: Eukaryota; Fungi; Ascomycota; Sordariomycetes; Sordariales; Podosporaceae
Exons: 2
Coding region: 783-2387 (534 amino acids)
Biological process (GO): carboxylic acid metabolic process
Cellular component (GO): cytoplasm
Molecular function (GO): pyridoxal phosphate binding; carboxy-lyase activity
Source: RefSeq, a predicted model, not a curated record